AUGUCUGUUAGGAAUGCCCGAAAAUGUGGAAAUGAUGUUGAUAGAUAUUUAAAUGUUACUCUAUUCAUAUUAACAAGUAGUAAUAAAGCAACCACAUUUUCAAGAUUAUUAAGAGUUAAAUUUGAGAAUACACGUAAAACUGACUAUUGGUCUGUUCCAGACAAUACAAUGAGUAUUUCAAUAGCUGGUAUUCUAAAUACAAUUAAUGAUGAUUGUAAUCAAACAUUAACAUAUACAACAAAUAAUCCAAUAUUUACCUCAAUUGAUAAUCGUUUACCAUUAAUAACACAAUUAAGUUAUAAUAAAUAA
Molecule: messenger RNA, 309 nt
Organism: Rotaria sp. Silwood2
Lineage: Eukaryota; Metazoa; Rotifera; Eurotatoria; Philodinida; Philodinidae
Source: the annotation of a GenBank genome assembly